GAUCUACACGAAAUCACAAUGGUUGAUUGGCUGCAGCAGUGCUGCACUAGCCUACCUUCCAAAUUUCAGAAGGUCCUGCCUAUUUUGAAAGCCUUUUUCAGAAAUGUGAAGUGGAUGGAGUUAUGGGAUGAAGUUAGGCUACACUUUAACCGUUGCUGUUAUUCUUUAUCUUAUCUACCGAGAGGGCGUAGCCUAACUCUGUUAAGAAACCUUUCAGAAACAACCGAGUCCAAUUCCGUCGACUAGGGUUGUCGUCAUAACUGCCUAGCACUCUGCUCUCCUUUUAUUUAUUAGUUAUUUAUUUUUAUUUAUUUACCUAUUUAUUUAUUUUUUUCUUAUGUUUUUUCUAUGCUUUUCCUUUUCAAUCGCGAUUGAGCAAUAGGAUAUAACUCCUCCCAACUGAACUCUGUUCCUUUCCUUUAGCAAACUGGAUUUACUGAAAGUGUUCGGAGGAGCCAGCACUGGCAUGUUCUUCUCCUGUGUCGUUUGAUGCGUCUGUGAAACUGCAGGAUAUGAGUCUGUUGUGUAGCUGUGUGAACACCACUGCACCCCAACCAGAGGAGGCCAUGGUGAAGCUGGUGAUUAUUGCAGUGAUCCUCCUCAUCACUGUGUCUGGGGUCUCUACUGCCUGUGGAAGAGCGGAGUAUCUUAUAGGGCAGGAGUGCUGUCCCAUGUGUGGCCCUGGUUAUUAUGUGCGGAGACACUGCACAGAGUUCAUCAGCACAACGUGUGUUCCGUGUCUGUCAUCGUUCUUCACCGAUGCCCCCAAUGGCUUGGAGUCAUGCAGAUCAUGCACGGUUUGUGACUCCAGUGGAGGUCUAAGAGUGAAGAGGGCGUGCAGCUCCACCUCAGACACACUGUGUGAGCCUCUGGAAGGUCACUACUGCACUGACCCAAUCCAAGAUGGCUGCAGAGGAGCUGUGGAACACACCAAGUGCUCACCAGGAGAAUACAUCAAACAGCCAGGGACAUCAUCUUCAGAUGCUGUGUGUGGUGAGUGUGUAGGUGACAUGUACUCAAACGGAUCAUUCACAUCCUGCAGACCACACACACAGUGUGAGUUGAUGGGACUUGUUGUCAUAAAAAAAGGAUCAACUUCUUAUGACACAGAAUGUGCUGAAAGAAAAAACACUGUUGUCAUCAUAGCCAGUCUAGUUUCCGCUAUAGUCCUAGCUACUAUAUGUGGGGUUCUGGUCUGCGUCUUUAUAUUACGAUGGAAGAGGAAGAAACAACAAUCAUCAACAACAACACCACCAACUCAAACAGGAAAAAACGACAUACCUUUGAGGAAUGGCCUUAUCGAUCAAGAGUCUGGUCAUGUUGGAGCAACAGAGGCACAAGGGGAAAUCCAUGGCAUGAUGGCAGCAGUUACGUGAUCUGAAUGUUUUUUCUCAAUUGCUAAAACACUAAAACCCAUUGGCUGAACAUUCUCAGUUGCCUGAACUCACUUAGCAAAUUGUACCGCAAAGAGUUGCUCCAAAUGGCCUGUUCUCAUCCUGGACCAACUGACCACUGAGCUGAAUGAUCUGAUGCAUCAGGCCUCUUCACCUCAGAGACCUGGUCAACCCAAUAUGGACCUGCAUACCGUGAUAGGAACACUUUGGUGGAUAUGGAUGUUCUAAAUGUCAUGUCUCCUCAAAUCACAGUGUUUGUGACAUUUUAAGCGAAAUACUUACAUGUAACCUACCUCAUGAGGAGAAUGCCGCCGUCUACUGUGUGGACUGCUGUGGACUGCUGUGGACUGCUGUGGACCUGCAUAUCUAAUGGUGAACUGCGCCAAUGGCCCUGGGCCUUACAGGAAGACGGACAGACUGUGUGAUGCCCCAAGUCCAUGUGUCUGAGUUCUGCAAAGCCAGGCAGGAAAAACAUGCAUUUAAGAUGUUCUCAUGGGACUCCAUAUGAAAUGGAUCUGGUGUUUUGGUGGUCCAAACGUGUGUGUUUGGCUUGCUAGGACAAGAAUGACUGCAUAUUCACAGAGAGAAACUUCACUGCAUCCGACAGUUGUGGAGCACUGGAUGCCCUCUGUCCACAUUUAUUCUGGUGUAUGCGUCACAUUUCUCAUUCAAAGUAGCAAAGUAACGUGAGUGACAGAAAUAAAAUGGACACUUUGCAUCCAACAAAACGUUGCAUUGCAUCGUGCUGCACACCACAGCACAACACGUGUCCUCAAGUCUGCACGGUGAGCAUCAAUAGUAAGUCUAUAUGGUGGCCUGAUCCUCUUUACUGUGGAACUUAAGCACUGCAGCACUUUCUUUCUUUAUAACAUGUAACCAACACUUUUGUUCCACUCUCUGUGAGCUGACUAAGUGACUUGUAGGCCUACAAUGUCAGCAUUAAUUGAGAAAAGUGUAUUUGUUUUUUUUAUAGACACUGCAGCAUAUGAAUAUGUCUGUACUUGCCCGGUGUGGUGAUUGCUUUUAGUUUCGAAAGCAAGAAAUCAGAUGAAGCCUUUAUUGGAUCUGAAUAAACGCAUCAUAUAAUACGUGGA
Sardina pilchardus (European sardine) is the source of this 2488-nucleotide messenger RNA. Its product is annotated as tumor necrosis factor receptor superfamily member 14-like. Lineage: Eukaryota; Metazoa; Chordata; Actinopteri; Clupeiformes; Clupeidae. Gene Ontology annotation, biological process: positive regulation of peptidyl-tyrosine phosphorylation; positive regulation of T cell migration; defense response to Gram-positive bacterium. The coding region runs from base 513 to 1376 and encodes 287 amino acids. Gene Ontology annotation, molecular function: protein binding; transmembrane signaling receptor activity. The transcript is spliced from 8 exons. The record is from RefSeq and is a predicted model, not a curated record. Gene Ontology annotation, cellular component: membrane; external side of plasma membrane.